Protobothrops mucrosquamatus (brown spotted pit viper) is the source of this 1539-nucleotide messenger RNA. RefSeq names its product pancreatic alpha-amylase-like. The transcript has 10 exons. NCBI's taxonomy places the organism in Eukaryota, Metazoa, Chordata, Lepidosauria, Squamata, Viperidae. The record is from RefSeq and is a predicted model, not a curated record. Bases 1 to 1539 code for a protein of 512 amino acids. Gene Ontology annotation, biological process: carbohydrate metabolic process. Gene Ontology annotation, molecular function: alpha-amylase activity; cation binding.
AUGUGGAUUUUAAUUCUCCUUGCCGGUCUGGAACUUUGUUGGGCUCAGUAUAACCCAAAUACGUUGCCUGGAAGGACAUCUAUUGUUCACCUCUUUGAAUGGCGUUGGAAUGACAUUGCUCUUGAAUGCGAACGUUACUUAGCACCUAAUGGAUUCGGUGGUGUUCAGAUCUCUCCUCCAAAUGAAAACCUUGUCAUUACAACACCAUGGAGACCAUGGUGGGAAAGAUACCAGCCCAUCAGCUACAAGCUGUGUACACGAUCUGGAAGUGAGUCCGAAUUUAAAGACAUGGUGAACAGAUGUAACAAUGUUGGAGUAUACAUUUAUGUGGAUGCCGUUGUCAACCAUAUGUGUGGAGCUGCUGCUGGAUCUGGCCACGAUUCUACAUGUGGAAGCUACUUUGAUUCAAAUAAGAGAGAUUUUCCUGCUGUACCAUACUCUGGAUGGGAUUUCAAUGACGGGAAAUGCAGCACAGCCAGUGGAGAGAUAGAAAAUUACAAUGAUCUGAACCAGGUUCGGGACUGUCGCCUUGUUAGUCUUCUUGAUCUUGCACUAGAGAAGGACUACGUGCGUUCCAAAGUUGCAGAAUAUAUGAAUCACCUAAUCGACAUUGGUGUAGCAGGAUUUCGCAUCGAUGCUUCCAAGCACAUGUGGCCUGGGGAUAUGAAAGCCUUUUUAGACAAACUAAAAAAUCUCAACGCGGAGUGGUUUGCUGAAGGGACAAGGCCAUUCAUCUUCCAAGAGGUGAUUGAUCUAGGUGGGGAGCCCAUUACAUCCAGUGAGUACUUUGGAAACGGCCGAGUAACUGAGUUCAAAUAUGGUGCCAAACUAGGGACAGUCAUUCGCAAGUGGAGUGGAGAAAAGAUGACUUAUUUGAAGAACUGGGGUGAAGGCUGGAGUUUUAUGCCUUCUGAUAAAGCUGUUGUCUUUGUAGACAAUCAUGAUAACCAGAGAGGGCAUGGAGCUGGUGGAGCUGCUAUUUUGACCUUCUGGGAUUCCAGGCUCUAUAAAAUGGGAGUUGGCUUCAUGCUUGCGCAUCCAUAUGGCUUUACAAGGGUCAUGUCAAGUUUCAGCUGGCCAAGACAUUUUGAAAAUGGAAAGGAUAUUAAUGACUGGGUUGGUCCUCCAAGUUAUGAAGAUGGGUCAGUUAAGCCUGUAACAAUUAAUCCAGAUACAACCUGUGGCAAUGGCUGGAUCUGUGAACAUCGGUGGCGUCAAAUAAGGAAUAUGGUUAUUUUCCGCAAUGUUGUGGAUGGGCAGCCAUUCACCAAUUGGUGGGACAAUAAUAGCAAUCAAGUGGCAUUUGGUCGUGGCAACCAAGGAUUUAUUGUCUUCAAUAAUGAUGACUGGAACCUGACUGCCACUUUGCAGACCGGCCUUCCUGAAGGAAUUUACUGUGAUAUUAUAUCUGGACAGAGGGAGGGUAAUAACUGUACCGGAAUUAAAAUCCAGGUCCACGGAGAUGGCACUGCUAAUUUUAACAUUAGCCAUUUUGCUGAGGAUCCAUUUGUUGCCAUUCACACCAAAGCUAAAUUAUAA